AUGCGCGCCGCGCUCCUCCUCGUCGCGCUGCGCGCCUGCGGCGGCCGGCGCGACGCCGACGACUUCGAGAUCGAAACGCCGCACCACAGCUUCUUCGUCAACGAGCUGUCCCAGGGCUGGGGCUGCCGCGGCGUCGUCGACGCGGCCGUCGUCGUCACGCGGCGCCACGACGGCGAGGACUACGUCCUCCGGAGCUGCGACUACCCCGUGCAGGCCAUCCAGUUCCUCUGCAGCGGCAUGGGCGGCCCGGCCUUCGACACGGCCGUCGCCGCGGUGGACCGCUUCGGCCGGAUCACGGAGCGCAAGGCGGACUUCCGGCGCACGGGCGCGCCGAGCGUCGACUGCGGGCGGCGCUGGCUGCGGGCCCUCGCGGACUACGACCAGCUCGACGACCGCGACCGGCGCCGCGCGGCGGCGACGCUCGCGGCGCUCGAGCGCCUCGCCGGCGACGCCGCGCGGUCCGCGACGGACGCGCUGCGCAUGCCGCCCGUGGACCACACGGCGCUGCACUGGCCCCUGGCCUGGCUCGUCGACGACCUCGCGGAGAGCUUCGGCCACCGGCCGCUCCGCGCGCUAGAGGUCGGCUCGCUCGAGGGCCGGACCGCGCGCCUCUGGCGGGCGCUGCUGCCCGCGGGGUCGACGCUCCGCUGCGUCGACGCGGCCUUCGCGCCGGCCUUCGAGGCCAACGUGGUGGAUCUGCGGGCGAGCGGCUUCCUCGAAACGACGGAGGCGCGCUCCGCGGACGCGCUCCGGGGCCUCGACGCGGGCGCGUACGACUUCGUCUUCCUCGACGGCGCGACGGGCGCGCCGGAGGUGCUCCAGGACCUCGUGCUCGCGGACGUGCUGCUCGCCGUCGGCGGCCUGCUCCUCGUCGACGACGUCGGCUUCCCGGGCGUCGCGGCGGCCGCCAAGGCGUUCUACGACGUCAACGGCGCGCGGUACCGCGUCAUCCUCUGCUUCGCCCAGCUCGCGCUCGUCAAGGAGGCCGCCGCCGGCGGCGACGGCGAGGACUGGCGCCUGCGGCGGGGCUUCGGGCCGGGCAUCGUCGUGAACCGGCGCCGCGCGCUCGCGACGGUCGCGCCGACCGCGCUGCCCGAGGGUAACCUGGACUAG
Aureococcus anophagefferens is the source of this 1113-nucleotide messenger RNA. RefSeq lists its product as hypothetical. The record is from RefSeq and is a predicted model, not a curated record. The transcript has a single exon. NCBI's taxonomy places the organism in Eukaryota, Pelagophyceae, Pelagomonadales, Pelagomonadaceae. Bases 1 to 1113 code for a protein of 370 amino acids.